Messenger RNA from Eucalyptus grandis, 2967 nucleotides. Its product is annotated as disease resistance protein RPV1-like. The record is from RefSeq and is a predicted model, not a curated record. Bases 1 to 2967 code for a protein of 988 amino acids. The transcript is spliced from 7 exons. Gene Ontology annotation, molecular function: ADP binding. Gene Ontology annotation, biological process: signal transduction; defense response. Lineage: Eukaryota; Viridiplantae; Streptophyta; Magnoliopsida; Myrtales; Myrtaceae.
AUGCUUCAUCUCAUUUUUGAGCAUUCUUUUGCCGAGCUCGUGGCACUGAUCCUUCUCCCCGGCCUCACGCUCUAUUUUCUCAAUAAGAAGAGAGCUAGUGCGCGUGGAAAUGCAGAAGAUGUUGAUACUGGUGCAUCUGGUUCGAUGGCUGCACCAAUGGAAACUAAUUCCGAUGGAUCCAGUCCGUCUCCGACAAAAGCUAACAACGGUGCAUCUAGUUCGAUGGCUGCACCAACAGAAACUAAUUCCGAUGGAUCCAGCCCGUCUCUGACAAAAGCUAACAACGGUGCAUCUAGUUCGAUGGCUGCACCAACAAAAACCAAUUCCGAUGGAUCCAGUCUGUCCCCGACGAAAGCUAACAACGGUGCAUCUAGUUCGAUGGCUACACCAACGGAAACCAAUUCCGAUGGAUCCAAUCCAUCCCCGACAAAAGCUCACAAUGGUGCAUCUAGUUCAAUGGCUGCACCAACGGAAACUAAUUCCGAUGGAUCCAGUCCAUCUCCGACAAAAGCUAACAACGGUGCAUCUAGUUCGAUGGCUGCACCAACGGAAACUAAUUCCGAUGGAUCCAGUCCGUCCCCGACAAAAGCUAACAACGGUGCAACUAGUUUGAUGACUGGAAACUGCUAUGAGGUAUUCUUGAGUUUUAGAGGCUCAGAUACUCGACAUGGCUUCACUGAUCACCUCUAUAAAGGGCUCGUUGAUGCCGGAAUUGACACUUUCAGAGACGAUGAUGAGCUCUGCCAUGGCGAGGACAUCAAACUAGUGCUUGAGAAAGCCAUCACGAGCAGUAAGAUUCUGAUCCCCAUUUUCUCAGUGAAUUAUGGUACAAGUAGUUGGUGCCUGAAUGAACUUGUUAAAAUGAUGGAGCCCAAGAAAAAUAAUGGGCAGAUAGUGUUGCCUAUAUUCUAUAAAGUGAAACCAGCUGACGUGAGACAUCAAAUCGGGAGUUUUGGAGAGGCAUUUCAUAGGCGCGUGAAGCGUUUGCUUGGGAGGUCUUCUUUGGACGCAGUGACCUUGGAGGAAUGGAAGUCAGCACUUGGUAAAGUCAGCACCUUGAAAGGAUACGAAGCCCUAGGUUCUGAAGUAGAGUUGGUGAAAUCAAUCAUCCGGAAAGUGUUGAAUGAACUGAAGAAAAAGUUUAAGUUGGACAUUUCUAAGAAUUUGGUUGGAAUUGAUGUUCAUGAGAAGAAGGUUAUGGAAUUUGUGGAUAAUAAAUCUCAUGACACACUAUUUGUUGGCAUCCACGGAAUGGGAGGCAUUGGUAAGACUACGCUUGCUAAAGCCAUCUACAAUAGGCUCUUCGAUCAAUUUGAGCAUCGUAGCUUCAUUGCUGAUAUAAGGGAAUCGUGGAAGCGUAAUGGCGUACAUUAUUUACAGAAUCAGUUAAUCUACGAUAUAUUGAAGCUGAAAGAUGAAUUGAAGAGUUUGGCUGGUAAUCAUGAUUGGUUUUCUUCGGGAAGCAAGAUCAUUAUUACCACCAGAGACAAGAGGGUUCUUGAAGAAGCUGGGGUGGACCACGACUAUGAACAUAAGGAAAUGGAUGAAAAUCAAUCUUUGAUUCUGUUUAGCAAACAUGCAUUUCGAAGGGACUCUCCUCCGAGGGAAUUUGAGGACCUCACUCAUGAAGUUGUAUCCAUCACCGGAGGGCUUCCCUUAUCCCUUGAGGUUUUUGGUUCAUUAUUGUGCGGGAAAAAGAAAGCGUUCUGGGAAGGUACAAUAGGCAAGUUAAGAAAAGUGCCUCCUAAGAAAGUGCAAGAGAAGUUAAAGAUAAGUAUUGAAGCAUUAGACGAUAACCAAAAACAAAUAUUUUUGGAUAUUGCUUGUUUUUUCAUCGACUAUGACAAAGAUAUCACAUCCUACAUGUGGGAUGCAUGUGGCUUUUUCCCAAAGGAGGGAAUUGAAGUAUUAAUAUUCAUGUCAUUGAUAAAAGUUGGAAAUGAUAAUGAGCUGAAAAUGCAUGACCAAUUGAGAGAUCUUGGUAGGGAUAUAGUUUGUGAGGAAAACCGACAAAAGCCUUGGUGCCGUGGGAGGUUAUGGGAGCAUAAGGAAGCCCGAAAAAUGCUAGAGGAAAAUAAGGGAACGGACAACAUUGAAGCGAUUAAUCUGAGUGACAGAAGCUCAGAAUACCUCAAUGAGAUAUGUGGGCUAGAUGGAGAUGACCAAGAUGGCGGCACUUAUGAAGGAAAACAAUUCGAGAAUCUGAGGAAUUUAAGAUUUCUUGACAUGACAAAGACACAUCUCAUUGGGGAUUUUAAGAACUCAAUGACGAGGUUAAAAUGGCUUGACUGGAAAAAAUGUCCAGCAAGUUUUGAAGCUAAAAAUUUUCACGUAGUGGAAUUAGUUACACUCGGAUUGGAUGAAAGCGAGAUAAAUGAGAAAUGGAAAGGAUGGAGUUUUUUCAAGAUGGCAGAGGGGCUCAAAUAUCUGAACCUUUAUAGUUGUACAUUGUUGGAAGAUACGGACUUCCUCUCAGCUUUUAAGAAGUUAGAGGUUCUCAUCCUCAAUGGGUGUAAGGGAUUGAAGCGAAUUGAUGCUUCAAUUGGAGACAUGGAGGCCCUCAUUCGCUUGGAGCUGUACGAUUGUGAGAGCCUCACGGAGCUUCCGGCAGAAAUAGGUAAUUUAAAAGCACCGCAGCAACUCGGUCUAAUAGCGACUUCAUCACUUUCUGCAUUACCAGAUAGGAUAGAUCGGUUGGAGAAUCUAGAGAUUCUAGAGAUAUCUUACAGUGGUAUAGAAGAAUUACCCAACGGUGAAGAUCAUGGAGUGGAAACUGGAGUGUUUGCUAACGAUGGUCACAGGGAACUCGAAGGUGGUGCUUCGCCGCUUCUAUUGGCAGAGGUUGUGGACAGUCUCCUUGUAAUUGCUUCAAAGCGAGAAGGUCAGGUCAGCAAGAUGUCUUACAUGCAUUAUUGUGCCAGAAAAUUACUGCAAUUUGGAGGAUUUGGGGACAGUGAAUAUUUGUGA